AAUAAAAAAAGGUUCAAAAAAUUGAAAAGUUAUUUAAUGCAACAUUUGAUCUAAAUUUGAUGUGAAAUGAUAAGAUUUACGCUUGAAAGGUAGUGGAACCCUUGUGCCUAUGCACAAAGGCCUGUCUAGAAAUUUUUAGGAGCCCUCACACAAGAAAGUUGUUUGUAGGAUUUCUUCAAUGGUGAGCUGAGUUGAGUAGGGGUGGGGGAAGGAGAAAGAGGAUGGGAUCGAGGGUAAGGAGCAAUGGUGAUGGGCACAGACGAUUAGGGACGAUGGGGCUAUGGGACAGAGGGGUAACGUAGAGCUUUUGAAAUCCCAAGGGAGAAGGAGUAGCAGAACUUUGCUUGCCGCCAAAGAAAUGUAAUUUUCAAGGGAGUCAGGAGACUCAGGACCUGAGUAGCAGUCAAUUUUUUUCCAAGAAAUUGUAUGGGACAGAGUAAUACAUGAUUUGUCCUUGAUUAAGUAGAGACUAAGAGAUACCAUGAACAAUAUCUUGGGCACUCUCAAAAAACCAAGGCUAAUCAGUUCCCUCAACACCACCAAGUCAUCUAACGAACUCAUCAACCGCCUGUCAGCUUCAGGUGCUCAUAGAGAGGUCCUUCACGUCUACUCUUGCAUGCUGAGGGACGACACUCUUCCUGACGCCCACACCUUUCCCAGUUUGCUAAAAGCUUGCACCUCUAUUGGUUUACCUUCACAUGGCCUCUCAAUUCACCAACGCAUCAUCGUUGAUGGCUACUCGUCUGACGCCUACAUUGCCACUUCUCUCAUCAACAUGUAUGCGAAAUUUGGGAAGACCCAUGUUGCAUGUCAAAUCUUCGAUACAAUGCCUGAGAGAAGUCUCGUCCCCUGGACUGCUAUCAUCGGCUGCCAUUCACGUGCCGGCCAAGUAGAUAUGGCUUUCUCUGUGUAUAAUCAGAUGAGGCAAGAAGAAAUUCAACCCAAUUCUGUUACUCUGUUGGGCUUGCUCUUUGGAAUUUCACAGCUUAUCCAAUUGCUAUGCGUCCAUGCUUUGGUGGUUCGAUUGGGUUUCGAAUCUGAAAUUUUGGUGAUGAAUUCUUUGUUGAAUGUGUACGGUAGAUGUGGGAGGGUGGACAUGGCACGUCAUUUGUUCGAUUCGGUGCAUCAAAGAGACAUUGUUUCCUGGAAUUCUCUCCUUUCGGGUUACUCCAAAAAUGAGAACGUAAUGGAGUCUUUGGAGCUUUUGAAUAGGAUGAGGAUCAAUAGAGCAGAACCAGACCAGCAGACAUUUGGGUUUGUGGUGUCUGCGAUUGCGAAUCAAAGCCAACUUCAAUUGGGACAAUCCGUCCACGGGCAGAUUGUCAAGGCUGGUUUUGGAUUCGAUGGACAUGUGGAAACAACUCUUGUGGUCAUGUACUUGAAAUGUGGAAAUGUUCAGAAUGCUUUACUGAUGUUUAAUGAGAUCGAAGAUAAGGAUGUGAUCUCAUGGACAGCCAUGAUCUCGGGUCUGGUACAAAAUGAUAGAGCUGACGAGGCUCUUAACAUAUUCCAUUCGAUGCUAAAGUCAGGAGGGAUGCCCUCUACUGCAACCAUAGCUAGUGCUCUCGCUGCUUGUGCACAGUUGGGUUCCUCUUCUCUGGGAACUUCCAUCCAUGGGUACAUCAUCAGGCAGAAAAUUAAAGUAGACACUGCUGCUGAGAACUCGCUUCUUACCAUGUACGCUAAGUGUGGUCAUCUAGAACAGAGUUGGGCAGUGUUUGAUAGGAUAGAAGACAGAGAUGUUGUUUCAUGGAAUGCAAUAGUUGCUGGUUAUGCUCAGAAUGGUAAUUUGGACAAGGCCUUGUGCCUCUUCAAUGAAAUGAGGGAGGCCUGCCAAAGACCUGAUCCUAUUACGGUUGUCUCCCUUCUCCAAGCUUGUGCCUCUAUUGGGGCACUCCAUCAAGGAAAGUGGAUCCACAAUUUUGUGAUUAGAAAUGGAGUUGGUCCUUCCAUCUCAAUUGACACUGCUUUGAUUGAUGUGUAUUCAAAAUGUGGUGACAUCAACGCCGCUCAAAGGUGUUUUGAUGAUAUGCCGGAGCAUGACUUGGUUUCAUGGAGUACAAUGAUUGCAGGAUAUGGUAGCCAUGGAAAGGGAGAGACAGCUUUGAGGAUGUACUCAGAAUUUCUGGGAACCGGGAUUGAACCUAAUCAUGUGAUUUUCCUUGCUGUCCUCUCUGCAUGUAGUCACUCUGGACUUGUUUCUCAGGGUUUGAGUGUUUUCCAGUCUAUGACACAAGAUUUUGGGAUUGAACCAAAGCUGGAGCACCGGGCCUGCAUUGUUGAUCUCCUCACCCGAGCUGGAAGGGUUGUAGAGGCAUAUAACUUCGUCAAAAAGAUGUUCUCACAACCCAGUGCUGAUGUUCUUGGAAUACUGCUUAAUGCUUGUCGUACCCAUAGAAAUGCAGCUCUUGCAGAUGUUGUUGCCAGGGAAAUUAUCAUGUUGAAGCCCACCAAUGCCAGCAAUUAUGUCCAGUUGGCACAAAGCUAUGCUUCAAGGAGCAAAUGGGAUGGCAUGGGAGAAGUGCGGAUGCAGAUGAAAUCCUUGGGCUUGAAAAAGGUGCCCGGUUGGAGUUCUAUCGAACUACACGGAACAAUUGCAACAUUUUUUGUAGAUCAAAGUUCACAUACUCAAUAUGAAAAGUUAAUGUUAGUGUUGAACAUCCUUGGCAUGGAAAUGAAACAUGAACUCUAGCAUCCAUACCUAGUUUCUGUUAGAAAUACCCAGAAAAAUGGAGCAAAAAUAAGCAAAAACCAGGCGGCGAGAUAAUGAUCGGAUCCUUAAGAGUUUAGUAGACUGCAAGGGGUGAUGGUCAUACCAGCCCAAAACAAGUGAAAACUGUUAACUGAUCAGUGCAACCUAACUUGAUAAAUUGAUUCUUGAAUGUACCACAUGGUGUGAUGCUUUUGAGAUGAAACUUACACUAGUACUAGAGGCUUAUUUUGGCAAUUUGUACAGAAGAGUUUUGCCACCAUCAGGGAGAACUUCACAAAGAUUGUGGUCUAACAGGUCAACAUGGGAACCAAAUGCAAAAUCUUCAUGGUUCCUUUAUUCUUGUCGUUCCUUUUGUUACUUUUGGUCUUCUCUGCUUCUUCGGAUGGAUUGGUUAGGAUCGGAUUGAAGAAAAGAGCAUUGGAUAAAAAUAGCCGGAUUG
Messenger RNA from Macadamia integrifolia, 3152 nucleotides. Its product is annotated as pentatricopeptide repeat-containing protein At4g04370-like. Gene Ontology annotation, biological process: RNA modification. Bases 482 to 2692 code for a protein of 736 amino acids. Gene Ontology annotation, molecular function: protein binding; RNA binding. NCBI's taxonomy places the organism in Eukaryota, Viridiplantae, Streptophyta, Magnoliopsida, Proteales, Proteaceae. The transcript has 3 exons. The record is from RefSeq and is a predicted model, not a curated record.